CUAUCUGGAGGACAGAAGCAAAGAAUAGCCAUUGCAAGGGCUAUUCUAAAGGACCCAAGAAUUCUUUUGCUCGACGAAGCUACAAGUGCACUGGAUGCAGAGUCAGACCGCAUAGUACAAGAUGCUUUGGAUAGAGUGAUGGUGAAUAGAACAACUGUUGUCGUUGCGCACCGCCUUACCACGAUCAAAGGAGCAGACAUGAUAGCUGUGGUCAAGAACGGCGUGAUUGCUGAGAAAGGUAGCCAUGAAGUUCUAAUGAAGAUCACCGAUGGUUCUUAUGCUUCUUUGGUGGCACUCCGUUCAAGCUCAACAUAA
Molecule: messenger RNA, 315 nt
Organism: Fragaria vesca subsp. vesca
Lineage: Eukaryota; Viridiplantae; Streptophyta; Magnoliopsida; Rosales; Rosaceae
Product: ABC transporter B family member 9-like
Exons: 1
Source: RefSeq, a predicted model, not a curated record